AUGCGUGCCUCGGCCCUCUUCACUCUCCUCGCCAGCUCGGCUGGCUUUGUCGCCGCCGUCCCUCCUGCCGGUGCCGCCAAGGCCGCUGGUCUCCGUCUCAUCAAGACCUCCCCCGAGGAUAAGGGCACUUGGGUGACUGAGGAGCAGAAGAUCACCCAGUACCGCAACAAGCGCAUCGGCUUCGUCGACAUCACCGACAUCACCGACGCCUCCGUCCUCACUGCCCUCUCCAACCCUGACGGUGCUCCUGCCAAAUCCGACUUCUCAGCCCAAGCCGUCACAUACCCUACCGCCGUCUCCCACCAAACCCAGGUCAACUCCCUUCUCUCUCAAGUGUCAACCACCAACCCUAAGUCGUGGCUGCUCACCCUCACCAACUUCUACAACCGGUACUACAAGUCCACAUACGGCACGCAGGCCGGUACCUGGCUGUAUGACACCAUUGUCUCCGUCGCCUCCGCCAACUCGGCCAUCACCGUGACCAAGUUCACCCACUCGUGGAACCAGCCCUCCAUCAUCGCCAAGAUCCCCGGUACCAGCAGCAACCUGGUUAUCGUGAGCGCCCACUAUGACUCGACCGGCGGCUCGUCCACCGCACGUGGACCCGGCGCCGACGACAACGGCUCGGGCGUCGUCGUCAUCCUCGAGGCCCUCCGCGUUCUCGCCAACGCCAAGUUCGCUCCCAAGGACACGCUCGAGUUCCACUUCUACUCUGCUGAAGAGGGUGGUCUUUUGGGUUCUGCUGCCGUCUUCUCCAGCUACAGGUCCGCUGGCAAGAGCGUGUAUGCCGUCAUGAACCAGGACAUGGCUGGAUACUCUCCCAGUGGAAAGAUUUCGAUCUAUACUGACUAUGUCGACACCUCGUUGACUGCGUACACCCGCGUUAUUGCGACUGCUUAUACCGGCGCGACAACUAGCGAUAAGUGCGGCUAUGGAUGCUCGGAUCAUGCCUCGGCCAGGUCUAACGGUUUCCCUGCUGCCUACGUCUGCGAUGAGCCCAUGGAUACCGCCACUCCUUACCUCCACUCUUCCAACGAUGCUUACUCCACCAUCAUGUGGGAUGCUGUCCUCCGCCAUGCCAAGUUCACGACUGCCUUCCUUGUUGAGGCUUCCUACCUUUAAAGGGUUGUUGUGAUGUCUUCUUUCCAUCUUUUGUCUUGACGAGGCUAGGAUCGAGUUUCGCAUGUUAGGGGAAUCAGUGUCAUGCCGGCAAACCCAGGGCAAGAAAGAGGGGGUCCAAUGACACGCGAAUGUGUCGACUGUAGUGUCCAUGUUGGGAGUGGCGCAUGUGACGGAUAGCUCCAGGCGAACACUUCGUUGAGACCAAUGAAGAACACAUAUUUGAGGCACAAGAUCUGAAAGAGAUACUCACCUUCCCUUUCUUGCUUCAAUGACAUCAACCUCAAAGUCAGCAUAACCUCUCCGGGACU
Neurospora tetraspora is the source of this 1430-nucleotide messenger RNA. RefSeq lists its product as uncharacterized. Lineage: Eukaryota; Fungi; Ascomycota; Sordariomycetes; Sordariales; Sordariaceae. Gene Ontology annotation, molecular function: metalloexopeptidase activity. Bases 1 to 1122 code for a protein of 373 amino acids. The record is from RefSeq and is a predicted model, not a curated record. Gene Ontology annotation, biological process: proteolysis. The transcript is spliced from 4 exons.